Ahaetulla prasina is the source of this 5648-nucleotide messenger RNA. RefSeq names its product zinc finger protein 865 (gene ZNF865). Gene Ontology annotation, cellular component: nucleus. Gene Ontology annotation, biological process: negative regulation of transcription by RNA polymerase II. The transcript is spliced from 3 exons. Lineage: Eukaryota; Metazoa; Chordata; Lepidosauria; Squamata; Colubridae. The record is from RefSeq and is a predicted model, not a curated record. Gene Ontology annotation, molecular function: RNA polymerase II cis-regulatory region sequence-specific DNA binding; DNA-binding transcription repressor activity, RNA polymerase II-specific. Bases 1180 to 4209 code for a protein of 1009 amino acids.
CCAUAAAGUAAAUACUUUCCAUAUUAUACUUUCAUCCGGCCUGUAAACGUAUUGUACCGUCUCUUUUACCCAGAAAGUUGCGAUUUUGCUACUUGCCUUAAAUGUUAUCUCAACUCCACCUUUUUUUUUUUGUUUAAUUGUCUGCCAGCUCUUUAAAAAAUUUCUAGGAAUGUAAGAAGGUGCCUAAUUGGAUCUUGGGUCUAACAAAAUUACUUUUGUCUAUAGCAGCUCUCUCCAUCUUAAUGCUUGGAUGUUUUGAACUGUGAAUCCCAUAAGCCUUAUGGUUCCUAGGAAUGAAUGGAUUUUCACUGAAAUAUAAUUCAAGGCAACAAAGCUAAGCUGUUUCCUGUUUCUGCAGCGGCAUUGGCUCUUCAUUGACUCAGAUGGGCGUUCUUCAGGAGCCUAGUUAUAAAGAUAGCAGCACCUCCCUAGUUUGGAUAUUUCAGUAACAAGUUGCAGGAAGAUAUCCCUCUCUAAUCAGCCCACAAGACUGUAUUGCAAUAUUCUAUUAGCUUUAAUCUAUUAACCUUGAUUUUUCUGCCCACCUUAUCUUUGUUUACUGAAAAGGAUGUUGCAUAUUCAUUCUGUCUGUUUUGUAACAGAUGGUAGACUUUAACUCCUUACAUCAUUAGUCAGAAAAGUACAUAAGUAAACUGCAUUUUUUUUGUUUUUACUAACUAAAUUGGCUGUGUCCUACAUUGCUGUGUCCAAGAUGUUCUCAUUUACUGUUUAGCUAAAAUAGCCCAAAUACUCAAUAUAUUCCUCUUACCCAUUUUCUGCAUGGUGUUGUAGGCUAUGUGUACUUUCAAAGCCAGCUUUCCUAGACUUUGAUGUACCUAUUACAGGGAACAGCUCUGCAACAUUUUAAAAAGAGAUCAUUUAUAUUGUUUUACCUCAGGCAUUUCUUAAUAAAAGGUGGUGCAAUUUUGCUCUGAAAACCUGCAAAGUUCAUGUUGGUUUGUUUGUUUAUAAGAAAUAUAUUGAUACAGUUUUUUUUACCUGUAGAAUGAAACAGGAGCAAUAAGGAGUACAGCAUUCAUCACUGAAAAUUUGAUUGAGCCUUUUGGCCUCUAUACAGCAUUAAUUUUCUUUUCAUUUUCCAUGGCUGCCUUUGAAUCAUUUGUUCAGUGCAUUACUUACAUUAAGCUUCUGCUUCAUGACUGAGCAAGAGCAUUCCAGAUGAUUUUGGACGGCCAUUCUCAUCAUUCUCGUCUUUGUCCCCUUUCUCUAGGCAGUGCCCCCUCCCGGGUGGAGAUGGAAGCCAAUGCAGCAAGCGAUGAGGGUGUGCAUUUCCAGAGCUACCCUUUUGACUUCUUGGAGUUCCUGAACCACCAGCGCUUUGAACCUAUGGAGGCCUACAACCACGAACACGCCAAAGCCGUUGCUGCCCUGCCCUGCCCACAGCCACAGUACGAAUACGCCCAGCCCCCAACAGCUGGUCCACCUGCUCACUUUGACCGCGUCCCUGCCACCAUUGGCACAUCUAAACCCAAAGCUGAGGGCCCGUCCUCUUCUUCCUCAGCCACCUCAUCUGGUACCAUUCAAGUCAAGAAAGCUGAACCAGGAGGCCCUGCACCACCUCCACCUCCACAGCAGCAACAGCAGCAGCAGCCAUACAGUACUCCAGCCGUGGUACCAACAGCAGGUCAGCCUCUCUUUGACAGUACAGCAGCAGCAGCUGCUGCAGCAGCAGCUUACAACACUCCUCAGUGGGGCAUAGUAGACCUUUCUGGCCACCAGCAUAUCUUCAGCAGCCUGAAACGUGGGCAGGCUCCCCCAUCAGCUGCAGCCACGGUAACUCCUGACAGUCAGGCAGGCAAAGACGACAAGAACUAUUUCCGUCGACUGAAAUAUUUCAUUGAUCGGCGCUUCCCAUGCGGUGUGUGCCAGAAGUCAUUCAAGCAGUCAUCCCAUCUUGUGCAACACAUGUUGGUUCACACAGGCGAGCGGCCGUACGAAUGCACCACCUGCGGUCGUACCUAUAACCAUAUCUCCAGCCUCAUCCGGCAUCGCCGUUGUCACAAAGACACUGAGGAUGCUACUGCUGCUGCCAAUGCUGCGGCUGCUAAUGCAGCUGCUGCCAACGCUGCAGCAGUCAAUGUAGCAGCUGCCAAUGUGGUGGCUGCAGCUGCCGCCGCUGCCGCUGCUGCCGCCAGCAUAACAGCAGCACCUGGUGCUGAAGGAGCAGCCCAGCCUCCUACCCAAAGUGGCAACCCUCAGUCAGUAUCUGCAUCAUCUGGAGGAAUAGCCACAUCUGCCCUCAGUGCUGCCAUAGCUCAAGCCGAAGGUCCUUUUACCUGCUCUCUGUGCUGGAAAGUGUUUAAAAAACCGAGUCAUCUUCACCAGCAUCAGAUUAUCCAUACUGGUGAGAAGCCAUUCUCCUGCUCUGUCUGCCAGAAGAGUUUUAAUCGCCGUGAGAGCUUAAAACGACACGUGCGGACACACUCAGACCUGUUGCGAGUGCAGUGUGGGGUUUGCGGCAAAGAAUUCCGGGAUGCCUCCUACCUCCUCAAGCACCAGGCCACUCACGCUCCUCCUGGAACUUUACCUCCACGACCUGAGUACAAAUGUGACAUUUGCGGUAAGGGCUAUGUGGCUCCUCAGAAUCUACUACGUCAUCGGCAGCUCCAACACGAGGGUGCCCAGCUGUCCAAGGAUGGAACUAAUACCUUGUCUUAUCUGCCACCAGGGGCCUACCUUCUUCCACAGGACCCACAAGGCACAGGCUCUGAGGGAGACACCAAGCCAACAUCCUAUGGCCUUUUGGGUGCUCACCCCUUACUGGUGGGGACAGCGGCAGGCAAGAAUUUCUGCUGUGGGAUCUGUGGCCGUGGCUUUGGGCGACGGGAGACACUAAAGCGUCAUGAGCGGAUCCACACAGGUGAGAAGCCUCACCAGUGUGCUGUGUGUGGGAAGCGUUUCCGUGAAUCUUUUCACCUCAGCAAACACCAUGUAGUGCAUACUCGGGAGAGACCGUACAAAUGUGAAAUAUGUGGAAAAGUGUUUGGUUAUCCCCAAAGCUUAACUCGGCACAAACAGAUUCACCGAUUACAGCUGCCUUGUUCUUUACCACCCAUGGGGCCCUCCCUGACCCCCAUGGGCCCUUCUCUUCCUCCGCCCCCUGAGGGACUAACCUAUGGCUGUUCUGACUGUGGAGAGCGCUUUCCUGAUCUUUUUCAUGUCAUGAGCCACAAGGAGGUCCAUGUGGCCGAGAAGCCCUAUCCUUGUGAUGUCUGUGGCAAAUGUUUUGGUUUCAUUGAGAAUCUCAUGUGGCACAAACUUGUCCACCAAGCUGCUCCUGAGAGACUUGUACCACCAGAUGAAACAGCAGCUGCUGUCGCCCCACUAGAGAACGGGCUAGCUAGUGGUGAGAACAUACCAUCUUAUGAAGAUCAUCCGACCUUGCCAAGUGGAGAACGUUUCUCCUGCUCUAUCUGUGGCCAGACCUUCAAGCAUUUCCUGGGACUUGUGACUCACAAGUAUGUGCAUCUGGUGCGUCGCACAUUGGCUUGCUCGGUCUGUGGACAGAGUUUUGCUGGGGCUUAUGAUUUGCUGUUGCAUCGUCGCACACACUUGCAAAAGCGGCACUUCUCUUGCCCAGUCUGUGGCAAGCGCUUCUGGGAGGCUGCCCUUCUCAUGCGUCACCAGCGCUGCCACACCGAGGAGCGCCCAUACCGCUGUGCUGUCUGUGGCCGUGGUUUUCUGCGCUCAUGGUACCUGCGCCAACACAAAGUGGUUCACACGGGUGAGCGUGCUUACAAGUGUGCCCUCUGCAACAAGCGCUUUGCUCAGUCAUCCAGUCUGGCAGAACACCAGCGUCUUCAUGUAGUUGCCCGGCCUCAGCGCUGCCCUACUUGUGGCAAGACCUUCCGCUACCGUAGCAACCUUUUGGAACACCAGCGGGUCCACCUGGGAGAGAAAGUCUACCGCUGUGACCGCUGUUCCAAGAGCUUCUUCUAUCUGUCAUCCAUUCUGCGUCACCAACGCUCCCAUGAUGCUAAGCGUGAAUUAAGAUGCGGGGCCUGCCUCAAGCUCUUCAAAGACCCCAAGUAUUUUAGCAAACACCUCCAGGCCCAUCAGGGAGGACGGCCCUUCAAAUGCAGCACCUGUGGAGAAGCGUUCUCCAAUACUUAUGGCCUCAAAAAGCACCGCCACAUUCACAAGAUGGAGCGCUUUGCUGCCAUGGGGGCCCAUAAGGAACAGCCCUAAUGUUGAAAUAGUAGCAGCAGAAAAAAAAAUGGGUGGUCCGUAUCUUGGUACUGUAGAAUGGGAUAUGAAACUAGUUCCAGGUUUCUGUGAGCCACGAUGGCAAGGCAUUUCCAUGAAUAGAAAAUAAGAUGUGCUUUGUUAGCAGUGAGAUGCUCCAGUUGGGCACUAAUUUGGAAGAGUCAUCAGAUCAUAAAAGUCAUGAGCAGGACAAGCCAGAAAGACGCAAGAAUGAAUUGUAAAGAUAGGAUAUAUAAUUAACAAGAGGUAGCCGCCAGUUACUUGCUAGAUUUCAGCUCUCUAACAGAAUAUCUUGACCACUCUGGAUUUUUAAACUAAUUGUUUAGGGAAAGGGAGAUGGAGAUAGCAAUCAUAGAAGUGACCUUUGCCUGUCAAGCAUGGCCACAGUGUUUUGGGGGAUGAAAGUUUCUUCCCGUUUCUGAGCAAAUGGGAGCAUAUAAGGUUAUGGUGGAAUGACAUUUUUUUUUUCUCUUGAAGCCUACAUUCUGGAAUGGAAAUGGUAUGGCAUUCCAGUUCCCAAGAAGAGAUGGUGCUUCCUGUAAUCCCCUUUUACCUAGAGAGAAAUGUUAGACCUAAUACAUUCAUUUGGGAAUGAGACAGGAAGGACCACGAUGCAGUACUUGAGGAAUGUCCACCAAUCUUUUGUGUAAACUCAACUAUGUAAUCUGUAUUAGGUAAGCCUUGCUUGCAUUCUUGAGAGAAAGACUUUAAUUAGUGUCCUUUCUGCAUAUGUAUAAAGAAAAUAGGCUAAUUCUCAAUUUUUUAAGACCUGGGAAGGUAGUGAGACGUGGCUGUGGACAGUAGAAAGUUAAAGGAAUCUGCUUGAAUUGUCUAGUGUGUGGCACCCGUUGUCUAAAUGCUAUUGUGCCAUAACAUUUCUAUUAUACUCCUGUCUCCAGAACGGUGCCAGUUCAUGAUGCAACUGGAGGUUCACAAAAACUUUACCUACAAAAGAAGAGUUGAGCCCAGAAGGUUUCUAGCCAAGCUUCCCUGGCAUGCCACUUUCCACAUUUAGGGAGCACUGAAUGUUAAAAAGCAUUUGGAAUUGAUAUUGUUCCCAUUAUGCACCCCUGAAGAAGAAAACCCCGGGAUAAUUGUAUUGUGUGCUUUUCUAAAUGUUCAAGUUGGCCCAUCAGGAGUAGAGAGGAAACACAAAAGUAGGCUAGGCUUCUUCCCCCUUGGGUUAGCUCUCUUCCUUUGUGCUCAACACAACACUCUUCCUAAUCUGUUGGACUUAAUAUAGAUGAACUCAUGUGUGAAUAAUACCUUACUUUGAGCCCUAAAAUGGAAUGUGGGUUUGGAAUGAGAGCUGUGACUGUACAUUGUUAGCCUUCCCUAAUGUUAGCCUUCCUUCUGCCCAUCACUGAAAGUUGGAUAUGAAACUGUGUGUGAGAGAAAAAUAAACUUAAUUGGUGGGUCUA